UGCAGCUUAAGCUGGGUGUCUCCAAUUGGACUUGGGAUCAUUUUGAGACAGCUCGCCUCGCCAAGUUCGUACCCAUUUUCCACUGAACGGCGCACUCUUUUCACCCACAUGAGCGGCAAGCACGAGCUGCUGUCUUGAUUUUCUCUCCUUCUUUCGCACUGGGCCCUUCAUCCAAUUGACUUCCGCACAUCACAGAGUGAAAGAUGAAGGCCGUUCUCUCCCUGCUGGCCCUGUUGUUAGCGGCCGUUGCGCAGGCUAUUAGCACCAGCGGCGAGAGGUUGCUUGUAGUUCUUGAGGACGUCGCUGAGAAGGCUGGAUACUCCAAGUUCCUCGGUGACCUGGAAGGCCGAGGGUUCAAGAUCAACUACGAAACUCCCAAGAGCGAGACCCUGAACUUGUUCAACCUGGGCGAGCGAGCUUACGAUCAUGUCCUCUUCCUCCCUACAAAGGCUAAGGGUCUCGGUCCCAACUUGACACCCAACCUGCUCCUCCAGUUCAUCAAUGCCAACGGCAACAUCCUCCUGGGCCUGUCAGCCACCCAGCCGGCACCCACCUCCCUCGUAUCGCUCCUUCUCGAGCUCGACAUCCACCUACCUCCGGACCGUAACGGCCUGGUUGUUGACCACUUCAACUACGAUGUCUCAUCCUCGCCCGAAAAGCAUGACGUGCUCCUGCUGCCCGCUCCAGGUGCCCUCCGUCCUGACGUCAGGAACUUGUUCUCCCCCGAGUCCCCCAACGGCGAAGUCCUCGCUUUUCCUUCGGGCACGGGUCAGACCCUCGGAAACGGCGCUCUGCUAACUCCGAUCCUGCGAGCCCCGACUACUGCAUACAGCUACAACCCCAAGGAGCAGGCUGACAGCAUCGAUGACUUAUUUGCUAGUGGCAAACAACUCUCCCUCGUAACUACGAUGCAGGCUCGCAACUCGGCUCGUUUCACUGUUAUUGGAAGUGCUGAGAUGCUCAGUGACAAGUGGUUCGAUGCCAAGGUCCAGAAGGUGGACGAGAAGUCGUCCGUGGCCACGCUUAAUCGUGAGUUCGCCAAGCGCGUCUCCGGCUGGACGUUCAAUGAGAUCGGUGUCAUCAAGACCAACUGGAUCGAGCACCACUUGAACGAGGAGAGUCAGAACAACCAAAGCAACCCUAAGAUCUACCGAAUUAAGAACGAUGUGACCUACUCCAUCUCCCUCUCCGAGUACGACUGGGACCACUGGACGGCUUUCACCGUGCCCUCGGGCGAUGAAUUGCAGCUUGAAUUCAGCAUGCUCUCGCCCUUCCACCGUCUGCCUUUGAAGGCUACUCAGAGUUUGACCGACAGCACCACAUUCUCGACGAGUUUCAAGCUGCCAGACCAGCACGGCAUCUUCAACUUCAAGAUCAAUCACAAGCGAACCUUCUACAACAAUGUCGAGGAGAAGAACACAGUCACUGUGCGCCACUUCGCCCACGAUGAAUGGCCGCGCAGUUAUGUCAUUAGCGGCGCGUGGCCAUGGCUCGCGGGCAUUGGGGCUACCGUGACUGGUUGGUUGGGUUUCGUGGCUAUCUGGCUGUAUAGUAAGCCGGAGGAGAAGAAAAAGUCCAAGUCGAAGCGCUCCUAGUGGGCAGCUCGGCUGAUGGGUUGUAAGUUGGCGCAAAUAGUAAGCAGAACCUGGGCAUGUUGGCUAUGCGUAUGCAAACGCCUGCGAAUUUCUACUGGUUCAACGGGGAGGACUACAGUGU
This is a messenger RNA of Pseudomassariella vexata, 1716 nucleotides long. Its product is annotated as Dolichyl-diphosphooligosaccharide--protein glycosyltransferase subunit WBP1. The transcript has 4 exons. The coding region runs from base 204 to 1595 and encodes 463 amino acids. Lineage: Eukaryota; Fungi; Ascomycota; Sordariomycetes; Amphisphaeriales; Pseudomassariaceae. The record is from RefSeq and is a predicted model, not a curated record. Gene Ontology annotation, cellular component: oligosaccharyltransferase complex; endoplasmic reticulum membrane.